Molecule: messenger RNA, 2226 nt
Organism: Plectropomus leopardus (leopard coralgrouper)
Lineage: Eukaryota; Metazoa; Chordata; Actinopteri; Perciformes; Serranidae
Source: RefSeq, a predicted model, not a curated record
GGGCUCUUUCCGCCGGGUUUGGAGCACUUUUGAAGACGGGCGGAAAGUGUGUGAUGAGUCCUAGCCUGUAAAAAGAAGCGAGAACUUGCUCUUUGCAGCCCGAGUAGUUCUUCUUUCAAUUGUUAUUGUCGCUUUAAAAAAAUCUUUAAUUCACUUAAACUUCGUGUCGGCCGCGUCGAAAGUGGGAGAAAAGUGCUUUUCCGGUCGGAACAUGGAACUACAAGGCCUGCAAGAGGCGUUGAAAGUAGAAAUCCAAUGUCAUCAGGAUGGAGAGCUGAAGAGACAGCUGCACGACAGGAGAAUAACAGCCCUAAGCGAUAAACAAAAUCAGACGUUGUGCAAAGGCCUCAAUGAACUUCAGAACGGACAGAAGCUGGCAGUCAGAAGUUGUCCUGUAGGGUCGACUAAGCCGCUGUCUCUCAUCAAGCCUCCCAGCCAGGGCAUCGCCAUCUCCGUGGUGCCGGCCAAGGCUCCCGUUUCCAUGGUGACCGCACACAUUAACGGACAGAAGGCGGCGAGCUCGGAGCCGCUGCAGACGUCCCCCAUCAACCUCCAGACGGGCGGCAGGGUGGCGGCCGCCGGAGUCCACCCGUUCAGCAGCAGGAGAGCCGGAGAGCUGCCUCCCUCUCAGAUGCUGGGAACUCUCACUGCUGUGCCCAUCAAGGUGCCUCAAGUCAGCUCCCUGCACCGGCUGGCAGGACAAGCAGCCACCGUGCUACCUCAGGUCAGGCCAAAGACCCAGAUCCCCGACAGCCUCCCCCACAGUCCGUGUCAGGAGCUGCAGCCUCUCAGCCUGCAGAGGGCCACCGCCGUGGUCAGUCCCAAGAGCCAGGGGGGCCCCACCCUGCCCACCGCCAACAGCACCUUCAGCCCCGACCACCAGCCCAACGGCCAGAGCGACGCCUCGCCGCCCCCGGCCCCCGCCGCGGGCCCGUCGGGGGGCCCGGACUCCGGCGGCCCCGCCCAGCACGCCUCAGCGGGGGCCGGCGUGGCGUACGCCAUCAUCGCCGCCUCCCCCGCCACCGGCAACGGGGUGUCCGCCGUCAGCGAGGCCGUCAAGGUGAUAAUAAUCCAGCCGCAGGCUCCCAGCAGCACUGACGGGUCCCCGGGGGCCCAGGCUGACCUCCCGUCACAGGAGGCCCCGCCCGCCCCGAAAUCCCCCUCCCCGAAGAAAGACGAGGACCCGAGAGACGAGCAGCUGCAGCUCAGCAGGAACGUUUUCUCUUCAGUGAAGAACUCUCGAAUCAGACGCCGAGAGUCUGACGCUCUUCACCUCCUCUUCAUUAACAUCUUCUCUAAAAUCGCCUUCAUGGUCGCCCUCGGCCUCGUCACCACAGAACACCUGGAAGAAAUCCAGACGAAGCGACAGGAGAGGAAGAGACGAAGCACAGCCAACCCGGCCUACAGCGGCCUCUUUGAACCAGAGCGUAAACGUCUGGCGUCACAUUACCUGAACAGCUCGCUCUUCCUGUCAGCACGAGACUCUGAGGAUUUCUGCUGGAAGGAGGACUUGGAGCAUGACGAGCACUGUGCCGUCUGUAAGGAGGACGGCGAGCUGCAGCCCUGCCACAACUGCCCCAGAGCCUUCCACCCCAACUGCCUCCACCCGCCGCUCAAAACGCCCCCCAGAGGACCCUGGUACUGCCCCAAGUGCCAGAAGAAGGUCCUGAACAAAGAAAACAUGGCGUGGCCACAGAACUUUGUUCAGUCCUACGUUACACACAAGACGGUGAGGCAGGAGGAGAAGCGACGGCUGCUGAGACGAAACAACGAGCUGAAGAAAGAGUGCGCUCACCUGGAAGAACAAGACAAGAAGCUCAACGACAUGCUCAAACAGUGUAUGGACCUGAGAGAGCGACUGUUGGGGCAGCAGAGAGACACUCAGGCCUCGCUCGAACGCCUCAAAGCUCUCAUCAGGUUGAUCCAACGCGACCAGCUCAUCCAGGUCACCAUGACGACCACGGCCACCAUCGCUGCUGCCUCGCUGCUCUCCCAGUCCUGGAUCAAACCCACCAGCACCGCCGCCAUUGCAGCCGCCGCUCCGGGCCCCUCGGCCACGCCCCUGCAGCAGAAGAGCCACGCCCACAGCCAGGACGACACCAACAACUAGCCCCGCCCCCCACCAGGUGCUCCGACUUUUUACCGUCGCCGAGUGCGGUGAUGAUUUCUUUUUUGUCUGAAUAUUAUCUAACCAUCUUUUCUCCGAGAGCUGAAAAAAGCCACAAA